Morone saxatilis (striped sea-bass) is the source of this 495-nucleotide messenger RNA. Its product is annotated as protein CEBPZOS-like. NCBI's taxonomy places the organism in Eukaryota, Metazoa, Chordata, Actinopteri, Moronidae. Bases 143 to 388 code for a protein of 81 amino acids. The transcript has 4 exons. The record is from RefSeq and is a predicted model, not a curated record.
GUACUCCGGAAGCAGCAGCCUGUUAGCUUUGCUUGUGCAGCACAAGGACAAAGAGUGUGUGUGUGUGUGUGUGUGAUUUUAACUUUCACACUUUAAAUCUGUUCUUACUCUUUAGGUUGUUCUGUGAAGCCCGCAUGUGAAGAUGUCUCCCAAACCUCUGGAACCUCUGGCCAAGAAACUCAUGAAGGGAGUGAUCGCUCUGGAGCUUCUGGGUGUGUUCGGGGCGUACGGUCUGUUUCACAUGAUGAACAACAGUCGAGAUUUCAGGAACACCGUGAACAGGCGGUUUCCAUCAGUGCUGGAAGUUUACUACCAGUCCAACGAGUGGGCGGGGGUCUACGGCAUCCGGGAGAAAGACCACGAAGCCUGGUCGGCCAAAGAGGACUGAAGCUGUCGGUCAGUUAACAAUCAACAACAAACUGACAGCAGCCGCUACUUCCUCCUCUUCUUGUUCCCGAACGUCUUCCCUGCCGUCCUCGCUCGGCCGAACGCCUU